GUGUUCCAUUUGCUGCUGUUGACGGAACACAGGCGUGAGAGCGCAGAAGCUAGAGACCGCACAGACCACACAGACGAAAGGUUGAACAUCGGAUUCUUCUUAGUCAAACAGUCAGGAUAUGUCUGUAAGGAUGGAGAUGGAUAUCAAUGGAGUCUCAAGGGCACACGUCUCCAUUCUUCCUGCAGCUGAGAUCAAAGCUGCAUUGAAACCAGAAGCAGAAAGACCUCGCUGUGCCAGCACCCCAUGUUCACCUAUCAGAGGUACUGUUGCAGGAUACCAGAUCCUCCACAUGGACUCAAACUAUCUGGUGGGCUUCACCACUGGUGAGGAGCUGCUCAAACUGGCCCAUCAGUGGUCAGAAGGCACUCCAGAGAAGGGUUCUGUAUCAGAAGCUGUAUCAAGCUCCAUCCAGAGCACUGUCCCAAAGUCUGUGGACUUGGGCAUCCACCGUUCUUCACGAAUCUGCAAAGGCAAAAGUCGCUACUACCAACCCUACGACAUUCCUGCUGCCAAUGGGCGGAGACGGAGGCGUAUGCCCAGCUCGAGUGACACCUUUCUCAGGUCCCUGGCCCACGGGGAGCCUGGGAAGGGUCUUCAUACUCCACUACCCCGCUGUCUGCUUAAAGGGAAGAGGGCCCAGUCCAAGUCUCUGGACUACCUUAAUCUGGACAAAAUAAGCAUCAAAGAGUCAUCAGACACUGAGGUGUUACAGUACCAACUGCAGCACCUUACCCUCCGAGGGGAACGCAUGUUUUCCAGAAACAAGACAUGAAAGCACAGUGGGAGGCCCUUUUUAGGCAUCUUUCACCUGUUUGGGGAUUUAGGUGCUAUUUCCAGCUUGGUUUCUUUCUACUCAUAUUACAAACUGUUCUUUAAGAAGGCAGUCUGAUUAUCUUGUUAUAUUAUUAACUUGGGGUUUUACCUUGUACUGUACACAACAUGAAGAAAAUCCUUACAUCACUCCUCACAUUGUAAUGAGGUUGUUGAAAUUAAAAGAUGUGAAUAACUUAACUUAGCAAUAACUGGUAAACUUAUUUAUUGACAGUGUUGUGUGUUUUUACUGCUCAAAGACACACUAAUGUAUCAGUUUACAGCUGAUAAAAGCACAUAUCCCUUACUGUAUCAGCUUUAAAAUGCACCAUUGCUAUAUGUCCAAUAAUAAUUGAUCUGUGAGGAGUUGUUAGUGAAAGUUUUGUGAUUUUCUUUUUUUUUUUUUUUUCAUUAUGGCACUGCAUAUAACUGUCAAAUAAGCAUUUGAAAUACCUAAUAAUACUUAAAAAUAUUUUUUAUUAUUGCCAUGUCAAAAAUACAUGCUAAUGUUUCGGCUUAGUGGCCUUCAUCAGAGCAUGAAAAGAAAUGGAAGUCAUGUCUUUUGUAUACAUGAGUUGGCAGUUGAUUGGCUUAAAGGGUCACAUAGUAAUUAACUUCUUAAGGUCCCAUAUACAUCUUUUUUGACAAUAAGACAAUGACUAAUAAUAAUAAGAAUUUGUACCUCCUUAACUCCUCGCUCCCCGAUCCUCCAGCUUGUGAUGGAAAUUGUUCUCAGCGCACCAUUUCCCAGUUACUAAAAUGCAUAUCCGUGAGCGAGGAGGCUCCCUGAAGGAACCGACAGAUGUAUCAUUUGGAAGUAUUUUCACCUGUGGCAUGUAAACAAAGGGGCGCGAGAGAGACAGAGAGAGAGAGAGAGAGAGAAAAUACUCAAUGCAAAGAGCCUGAAUGAGGCUGAGGCAAUAAUAAUGUACAACUGACAUUAAUUAAACCCUUGUGUUGACUUCAGGUCACAUUGACCCAUUUUCAAUUUGAAAAUCAGAAAAUAUGGGAUGUAGAA
This is a messenger RNA of Perca flavescens (yellow perch), 1828 nucleotides long. It is a transcript of the gene macir, whose product is annotated as macrophage immunometabolism regulator. The record is from RefSeq and is a predicted model, not a curated record. The coding region runs from base 119 to 772 and encodes 217 amino acids. Lineage: Eukaryota; Metazoa; Chordata; Actinopteri; Perciformes; Percidae. The transcript has 2 exons. Gene Ontology annotation, biological process: negative regulation of cytokine production involved in inflammatory response; negative regulation of fibroblast migration.